This is a messenger RNA of Ruditapes philippinarum (Manila clam), 2038 nucleotides long. RefSeq lists its product as uncharacterized. The record is from RefSeq and is a predicted model, not a curated record. The transcript has 2 exons. NCBI's taxonomy places the organism in Eukaryota, Metazoa, Mollusca, Bivalvia, Venerida, Veneridae. Bases 133 to 1317 code for a protein of 394 amino acids.
AUCUAUCUAUAUUUAAUUAGGAAUAUCCGGUUUUCUAUUUUUAGUUGCAGCGUUUCAACGAAUUCGGCCGGUUUUCUGAAAACCAAACAGAAGAUAUCAUAGUUUCUUAUUUAUUGUAACGAAGUAAGAGAAAUGGCUAAUUUCACUGUAAUAAGCAGAUCUGAAAAAAACACAAUCGAACAUGACGCCAAGUUAAUAGAAGUACUUCUAUCAUCGGCAAAAGCGGGUCAAUGGCAAAACGUCUGGCGGAUUCUUGGAGAGCCCGAGAGGCCAUUAAGAGACAGGCUUUUCAACGUUAUUCCAGAAAAUCGACGUUGGGGAAUAUUACAUCAAGCAGUUUAUUGGAACAAAGAAGAUAUCAUGCGAAAGCUUUUAAGAUAUCAAGCAUGCGAUAAGAAUAUACUUGCUAAACAGUGCACAUCUGAAUGUGGCAGGACAGAUGGAAUGAAUGCUGAGCAGAUUGCCAAGGCAUACGGAUAUAAAGGGAUGUCAGGUAUUCUAUCCACACACAAAAAUGCAGUUACAGCGCAACAGACACCAACAUUUCAGUCUGUUGACAACUAUACACAGGCGGAAAGUCUUGGGCUGAUAACUGUUUCGCUUGCUGCGUAUAAGAAAACGUUUCACCCCACAACAAUAGACCCUAACAAAUCCGUUGUUACGGUCCUUGGCGACAUUUUCAACGACAUAAAUCGAUCAGAAUCUCGUUGGAAAGAAGUCAGAGAUAAAGUCUGCGAUGCCGUUUUCGUGGUUUGUGAAGAAAAUUAUACGAAGAUAAAGAGCAGCCAAAGCCGCAAUGAUUUCUUCAAAGCAAUUAUAAACACGUACACGAUGGAGGAGAACUAUAUGUACACGUACUUAAAUAUUGCGUUUCGAAGACAAAGGGAGACGUCAUAUUUACCAACUGGAAAUGAUCUGUCGCUUGGACCGUACGCUGUCAUGUAUCAAAUGCUUCUGUUAUUUUGGUCAGAUUUACCACGCGAAAGUAGAACGACGUACAGGAAAAUGUUGUUGACAAAAGCAAAUUGUGACCAAUAUGUCAAUGGGAAACGGUUUGUUUGGCAGUCAGUCGUAUCGUCGUCCACUGAAAUGAGAAACGCUAUACCUUUCCCGACAUGCGGACCAGAGGGUGAACAAUCAGUUAUUUUCACAAUUGAUAACAGAGCCAACAGUCAAUGGCAGCCUCGAAAUAUUGAGAAAUAUGCCAUGUACAUGGAGCAUGAGAGAACCUACCCAGCUGGUGCCAAGUUUCAAGUCACGGGAAGAUCUGUAAAGGGUUCGGACACCCACGUCUAUCUCAAGCUUCUACCAAACUAAAUCUUAGAUUAUGUUGGCAUGGCUGGGGGGGGGGGGGGAGGUUUCAACCCUAAAUAAAUAAUAAUUUUUCUUCGAUAAUUUACGUAAUAAAUCAUUUAAAAUAUAAAUUGAACCAGUAAUAGAGAGUUAAAUGUUCGAACGUGUAAUUUUCUAUUUCAAGUUUACUUAAUUAAAUAUUUUAUAGACAACCCUGUUAAUACUUUGGUUUUGAUACCCUUUUUUAGUUUAAUUUAUAAUUGAUAUUUUUAAACAACAUUAUUUUAGUUAUUUUUGGCAAAAGUAACGGAAAUUCAAUUAUGUUGAUAAACAUAUUAACCAAGAUAAGCAAGUUAAUCCAUGCCUGGCUAUAUAUGAUGAAUAUAUAUAUUAUGUAUACACGUAUAUACACGAUGAACAAGCUUUUAUUAAUCAAUAUUUAAAACCUAGAUGAUUGUAGAGUAUACCACUGUUUACAUAGCAUCAUAAUAUCUAUUAAAUAAUUAACUGCUUAAAUCCUUCUUUUUAAGAAAGCAUGAUGGAGUGAACAAUUUUGUGUUAUAUCGAUUACAAUGUAUGCGUUUAUUGACCAGUUAUUAUAUGAGCCAAAUCGAAACGGUACUACUUAAUGUUUACAAAGCACCAAAUGUGUAAGUGUGGAUAUUUUCAGCAAUGGUUUAAUUAUCGUAGUACCAAUGUUUUUAAAUGUUAAUCUCAUGUUAAAUAAAUUUUGUUGAAGGGCAUA